AGAGGUGGGAGGCCAGGCAGGCCUGUGGUCACCACGGUCCAGGUGCACCACCUGAUUUACAGGCCAAGGGACUCCUCUUGGUCACCUCUCUGUGCCCCCAGCAGGGGGCUGGCCCUGCAGUGCACCCACCACCGAGGGUUUGCUCCAGAAUGAGGUCUUCAGGGCACCACUCCUCCCAGGACCGGGAAGGACCUGGUGCCUUUUGCCUGGAGUGGGGUGGGCAGGGUGGGUCCCCGAGACUGGGGUCUGCAGGACUGGGCUUCACUCCUCCUGUAGUCCCGGUGCUCCCGGCCCAUCCCCUAACAUUGCUUGUCUCUGGUGGGGGAAGCAUUAACUCAGCUGCACAGCUCCCAGGCCAGGCUCAUCUCCCUUCCCCAGCAGCGCUGUUAGGUGCACGGUAGACAUGAUGAAGCGACGUCCUUAAAGCAGCAUCUCCCCUUCGCAGUGGGAAAUGAGCCGGCAAGCUGUGUGAGCUGGGGUGGGCGGUGUGUGGGCAGCCCCGAGGCUGCCCCAUCCCUAGGUUUUGGGGGAGCACCCCAUUCCCCUUUGGAGGCUGAGCACGGCAUGUGUGGGCACCUUGUUCACACUCCAGAGCUUGCUUCAUCCCCAUGAGCAGCACCUGAUCUCCAGUGACGGGAGACUGAGGCCUGGCAGAGAGGACCUGCUGCCUUUGUGUGACUGGCCCCAGCAUGGGGGAGGCAUUGGCCCCAGGCCUGUGAGGCCUGGCAGCCACAGCCUGGCUGGGUGGAGGUUACUGCCUUCUGCACCGCUCUGGCUUCCUCCCUGUGCCUGUGAAGAGCUCCUGGAGUCUGCGUGCGUCCCGGGGCCUGCUUCCUAAUCUGUAAACACAGGGCGUGUGUCCCAGUGGCUGUGAGCUAGCGAGGGGGCGGAGAGCGAGCCGGCUGCACAGGUCUUGCGGCCCCAGGCCUCAUUGUUGGCCAACAGGCAGCUGGGGGCGGGCCGCGGCCGCUGAUUAAAGGCCGCCUGGAGCAGCCUAUGUGGCGACAGGUGCCCAGAAGCCCAGGAAGCCGGUCAGUGCCCGCCCCAGGUAAGCUGGUGCGGUGGGGUUGGCAAGGACAGUCGCCCCAGGAACCUGGGGGCAAGCAGGCAGAGGCCAGCUCGGGGCCAGCACCUGUGUGCCAGGGACAAGGCCAGGGAGGUCGAGCCCAGGGGGAGCUGAGCGCACUGCAUGGGCUCUUUUGGGUGGCUGCUUGCCUGCUUUCCCGAAGCUGGUUCCAGGGCUUGAGACCCAGCAUGCUAUGCCCCAGGUUCCCAGCCAAGGCAUUCCGGUGAAGGGGCUGGACCCCGCUGAGGCGUGGUCCCUGAGCUGCCUCUGCCUCUCCCAAUCCCUGCUGGGGACUGUGGCUGGAGGCAGGCAGUAGAGCGCUUGGAGGCCUGCCUUUUCUGUUCGUUUGAGGCCUGGCUAUCCCCGUGGGAACAUCACCAUGUCAGAGACACCCCGGGCUGAGACCUUUGUCUUCCUGGACCUGGAAGCUACUGGGCUCCCCAGCAUGGAUCCUGAGAUUGCUGAACUGUCCCUCUUUGCUGUCCACCGCUCCUCCCUGGAGAACCUGGAGCGCGACGAAUCUGGUGCCCCAGUACUGCCCCGGGUCCUGGACAAGCUCACGCUGUGCAUGUGCCCAGAGCGCCCCUUCACCGCCAAGGCCAGCGAGAUCACUGGCCUGAGCAGCGAGGGCCUGGCGCGGUGCCGGAAGGCUGGCUUUGAUGGUGCCGUGGUGCGGAUGCUACAGGCGUUCCUGAGCCGCCAGGCAGGGCCCAUCUGCCUUGUGGCCCACAACGGCUUUGAUUAUGAUUUCCCCCUGCUGUGUGCCGAGCUGCGGCGCCUGGGUGCCCGCCUACCUCGGGACACUGUCUGCCUGGACACACUGCCGGCCCUGCGGGGCCUCGACCGCGCCCACAGCCACGGCACCCGGGCCCGAGGCCGCCAGGGUUACAGCCUUGGCAGCCUCUUCCACCGCUACUUCCAGGCAGAGCCAAGCGCGGCCCACUCAGCGGAGGGCGAUGUGCACACUCUGCUCCUGAUCUUCCUGCACCGCGCCGCAGAGCUGCUCGCCUGGGCAGAUGAGCAGGCCCGCGGGUGGGCCCACAUCGAGCCCAUGUACUUGCCGCCCGAUGACCCCAGCCUGGAGUCCUGAGCACCAGGGCCACCUCCUGUGCCACAGGCAGCGCCAGUCUCCACCGUUCAGCCGGCCUCUACCAACCCCGGCUCCUCAUAUCUGGGCAGCCUCAGGUCCAUGCACCUGCCAGGCCUUCCCUGGCUGCCUGACCAGCCACAGAGCCCUGGAUUCCUCUCCAGUCCCCGCUUCCAGGGCCGUGCUCUCCCAGCCAGCCUGUAUGCCCAGCAGAGUUUGCUGUUUCCCAAUAAACAUUGCCAACUACUCAC
This is a messenger RNA of Macaca mulatta (Rhesus monkey), 2404 nucleotides long. The record is from RefSeq and is a predicted model, not a curated record. NCBI's taxonomy places the organism in Eukaryota, Metazoa, Chordata, Mammalia, Primates, Cercopithecidae.